AAGGCGAAUAGUGGGACUUACUGGAUAUUGGACAUAACCUCAGAUUUGAACACGUAUACGCCUAUAUAUAUAUUCUACUAUACGGUCAUCUCGGUCUAUUUGACUUCGCCACCAAAAAGCAUCCAGUGUAAGCAACCUGAGAGGCCAAAGGGAGGAGACGGAGCCGGAGACUGGUUGUUGGUGACUAUUGCUCGCUCUUCUUCUCCGUUGUGCUCUCUUCCCACUCCAACCUUUUCCCUCUACGUCUACGGCACGCUAAAAGAAUCAGAAUUUUAGACUCAAUUGGCUCUCUUGUCCAGUCGCUUUAGUAAUCUGUGUUUAACUCGUCGAUUUUUCGCUUUCGUUUUGUCGGAUUCCAAUCAGAACAGUUUCUUGCAUCUUUCUAAUUCGAAUAAUACGAACUCGACAUAGAUAUAAGAAAAAAGAAGAUUUCUGAGGGGGAGUGCAGUCCAAAAAUCCCUUUAAUUGGGGAAUUCCAUUUCCCGAGAUGGAAGAGGAUCUGAUCGGCCACCAGUACUGAUUUGUUUAAUGAAAUGGCCAGCACCGUUGAUGAAGACGCCGACGCAGUUCUCAGUGAUGUUGAAGGGGACGAUGCGGUUCCAAUUGUCCUCAACGACCCAUCUCAAGAAGACAUAUCCGUGGAGAGAUUUAGGGAGAUCCUUUCGGAGCUUGAGCGCGAGCGGAAGGGUAGAGAAGCUGCGGAGAAUGCAAAAUCCGAGCUUCAGACCUCGUUCAAUCGCUUGAAGGUGCUCGCGCAUGAGGCAAUCAAGAAGCGCGAUGAGAGUGGGAGGCAGAGGGAGGAAGCGUUGCGUGAGAAGGAAGAACUUUUGAGAUCCAAUGAGAGAAUUUCAGGGGAAUUGGCGGAGGCUCUGAGACUUAAAGAUGAGCUUCUGAAGCAGAGGGAGGAUGUUGCACGACAGCUCGAUGAAGCAGUUAAGGCAAGGGACUUGUCAAGAUCGGAGGUCGAAGUUGCUGCUCAUAUGCUUGUCACUGGAAUGGAGAAAAUCUCUGGAAAGGUUAGUAAUUUCAAAAAUUUCUCCGGGACUGGGCUCCCGAGAUCUCAGAAGUACACAGGAUUGCCUGCUGUUGCUUAUGGCAUUAUCAAGAGAACAAAUGAAAUUGUUGAAGAGCUUCUUGGGCACCUCGACACGGCAACGAAGGCUAGGAAUGAUGCUCGUGAACGGAUGGAACAACGAAAUUAUGAAAUUGCAAUUGAAGUUUCUCAACUGGAAGCAACCAUUAAUGGGUUGAGGGAGGAGGUCGUGACGAAAACAUCUGAAAUUGAUAACUUGGAAAAAGCAAUUGCUGAGAAAGACGAAAAUAUAUCGGAGAUGGACAAAGAGAUGACAAAAAAGUUAAAUGGGUUGGAGAACGAAGCAGCAGAGCUGAGGGAGAUGGUUAAGGAUUAUGAUCAUAAAUUGAGCAGUUUGGAAUUGAAAAUGGACUCACAGAGAUCCUUAUUGGUCGACCAGUUGAAUUAUGUGUCAAAAAUCCAUGACCACAUCUGUAAUGUUAUUAAGAUGGUUGACCCUAGUAAAUCAGAUCAAUCGGACUUGUCAGAAUCAAUCUUCCUACCUCAAGAAAUGGACAUGAAUGAGAACUUACGUGCUUCUUUGGCUGGGAUGGAAUCUAUUUAUGAGCUGACCAAAAUAGCUGCAGAAAAAAUAAGGAACGAAAUGGAGGAGAGGAGCCGGGAAGCAAAAUGUCUAAAUGAGACUGUUGAUCGAUUGGUGAAGGAGAAACAACAUAUCGGGUAUUUACUUAGAAGUGUUCUGUCUAGUAGGAUGACAUCAGAUCCAUCAUCCGAAAUGAAUGAAGUUCUACAAAUUGCAGAAAAAAGCUUAAGAGAGGCAGGGAUGGACUUAAGAUUCAAUAACCUUUUAGGGAAUGAUGAAAAUCUGGGCUCCCAUGAUAAACUGAGUUCUUUGGGGGUAGAGGAGGAUGAGGUCUAUACUCUGGUUGGAGCUUUGGAGAAGAUAAUUAAGGCAUCUCAGCUGGAGAUUAUUGAGCUGCGGCAUUCUGUGGAUGAACUUAGGGCAGAGUCAAAUCUACUUAAGUCACAUGUGGAGGUUCAAGCCAAGGAGCUCAGCCAAAGAAAGCAUCGGAUAGAAGAACUUGAAGAAAAGGAGAGAGUCGCAAAUGAAAGUGUUGAAGGGCUUAUGAUGGACGUUGCAGCUGCUGAGGAAGAAAUUGCAAGAUGGAAAAUGGCAGCAGAACAAGAAGCUGCAGCAGGCAAAUCUAUUGAGCAAGAGUUUGUGCAACAGUUGUCAGCCCUCAGGCAGGAAUUGGACGAGGCAAGGCAAGCCAUGAUUGAGUCGGAGAAAAAACUUAAAUUCAAGGAAGAGACUGCAGCUGCAGCUAUGACAGCAAGAGAUGCAUCCGAGAAAUCUUUGAGGCUGGCAGACUUGAGGGCUUCAAGGCUGAGGGAUAGGGUGGAGGAGCUUACCCGCCAGCUUGAAGAGUCUGAUAUGCGGGAUGACUCAAGGAACCAAAACAGGCAGAGAUAUAUAUGCUGGCCAUGGCAAUGGCUAGGGCUUAACUUUGUAGGGUUCCAGCAGGCUGAGACACAACAGCAGCCGUCAAAUGAAAUGGAACUUUCAGAACCGUUUCUCUAAGUAGACAGAGUAUGUGUUUGGAACCGUGGGCAUUUAUUGACUACUUGAUUUGUUUGAAAACCGAGAAAAGCAACGAUGAACCCAUUUAUUGACACUUAGGCGCCAUUAGGCACCAAAUUAACAAACUGUGAAUAAACCAAAAUCUACUUUUGCAAGUUCUUAUGAUUACUGAUUCACAUAAUGGGGGAAAUACUGAAGUGGUGCCUAUGUAGCAGUGUUUAUUCAAUAAAUGCCCACGGUUCCAAAUA
Nelumbo nucifera (sacred lotus) is the source of this 2863-nucleotide messenger RNA. RefSeq lists its product as uncharacterized. The record is from RefSeq and is a predicted model, not a curated record. NCBI's taxonomy places the organism in Eukaryota, Viridiplantae, Streptophyta, Magnoliopsida, Proteales, Nelumbonaceae.